AGGAGAGUCUCUCACUUCCUCGACGGUACCGGGAGAAGGACGCGGACGGCGUGGGACUGGGGAGGAAGGCUUCUCCUCGGGCAGCCAGAGCCGCAAAGGUGGAGCCUCACUGGCGCCCGCGGAGGGACCAGCGCCUCGGAUGCGGGCGGAGCGAGGGGGGCCGCGUCGGCGGGAGUCCGAAGCGCGGGGCCCCGGGGGCCCCAUGUGAAAGCCGCGGAACCAGCCGCCGCCGUCCCCGGAGCCCGGGGUGGUGUGUAGGGGAAGCCGCCUCCAGCAGCAGGAUGAAACGAGGAGGAAGAGAUAGUGACCACAGUUCAUCAGAAGAAGAUACGGCAGAAAAAUCCAAGAAACUGAGGACUUCAAAUGAGCAUUCUCAGACUUGUGAUUGGGGUAAUCUCCUUCAGGACAUUAUUCUCCAAGUGUUUAAGUAUUUGCCUCUUCUUGACCGGGCUCAUGCUUCACAAGUUUGCCGCAACUGGAACCAGGUAUUUCACAUGCCUGACUUGUGGAGAUGUUUUGAAUUUGAACUGAAUCAGCCAGCUACAUCUUAUUUGAAAGCUACACAUCCAGAGCUGAUCAAACAGAUUAUUAAAAGACAUUCAAACCAUCUACAGUAUGUCAGCUUCAAGGUGGACAGCAGCAAAGAAUCAGCUGAAGCAGCUUGUGACAUAUUAUCGCAACUUGUGAACUGCUCUUUAAAAACACUUGGACUUAUUUCAACUGCUCGGCCAAGUUUUAUGGAUUUACCAAAGUCUCACUUCAUCUCUGCACUGACCGUUGUGUUUGUAAACUCCAAAUCCUUGUCCUCGCUUAAGAUAGAUGAUACCCCAGUGGAUGAUCCAUCCCUCAAAGUGCUAGUGGCCAACAACAGUGACACGCUCAAGCUGCUGAAAAUGAGCAGCUGUCCUCACGUGUCUCCAGCAGGUAUCCUUUGUGUGGCAGAUCAAUGUCAUGGCUUACGUGAACUGGCCCUGAAUUACCACUUGUUAAGUGAUGAAUUGCUGCUUGCUUUAUCUUCUGAAAAACAUGUUCGAUUAGAACAUUUGCGCAUUGAUGUAGUCAGUGAGAAUCCUGGACAGACACACUUUCAUACUAUUCAGAAGAGCAGCUGGGAUGCUUUCAUCAGACAUUCACCCAAAGUGAACUUAGUGAUGUAUUUUUUUUUAUAUGAAGAGGAAUUUGAUCCAUUCUUUCGAUAUGAAACACCUGCCACCCAUCUUUACUUUGGGAGAUCAGUAAGCAAAGACGUGCUUGGCCGUGUGGGAAUGACAUGCCCUAGACUAGUUGAACUAGUAGUGUGUGCUAAUGGAUUACGGCCUCUUGAUGAAGAGUUAAUUCGAAUUGCAGAGCGUUGCAAAAAUUUGUCAGCUAUUGGACUAGGGGAAUGCGAAGUCUCAUGUAGUGCCUUUGUUGAGUUUGUGAAGAUGUGUGGCGGCCGCCUGUCUCAGUUAUCCAUUAUGGAAGAAGUAUUAAUUCCUGACCAGAAGUAUAGCUUGGAGCAGAUUCAUUGGGAGGUGUCCAAGCAUCUUGGUAGGGUAUGGUUUCCAGACAUGAUGCCUACCUGGUAAAGACCAAAUGAUGUAAGGAAUGAUGAAUAGCACCUUAACUUUAAGCAUAUUGUAUUAUAAUAAAAGUUUAUUUCCUAUAGUUCUGAUGUAAUUCUAUUUUGUGGCACAGAAGUUUAAUAUCUGAAUUGAGUAUAUAAGGAUUGUUUAUUGGAAGACCCAUUGACCACUUUUGGUCAGAAAACUUCAUCUGUUUCUUUAGCCUAAUAGCAGUCAAAUUGCAGAAAACUUUUAAAACUGUGGUUCAAAUUUGAAAAUAAUAACCUGUUAUAAAGAUUAAAUAUUUCACAGUUCAGAGUAACUGAACCUAUAUAUAAUAGCCAAGAAGUGAGUACUAAUAGGUUUGCCAAAGCACUGUCUAUGCAUUUUUUAAAAAUGUAAACUUGACAUUUUAGGGUCUUCAGUUAUACAUACACCUGUUAUAAGGUGUUUAAUAUAGCUCAGGAAAGUGAGCAUUUAGUGAGAAAAAUGUAGGAUAUUUCGUAUCUAAUGAAAACAAAUUAGUUGAAUGUUCUCAAAUAUUACAAAGCUGUUUAAGAGGUAUAAACAUAAUUGGAACAAUUAGGAAUCUGAUAUAUAUCACACAGUGGUUAUAGUAGAAGGAUAAUAAACAGCCAAGAUCAAAUUAAAAGAAAAACAAUAGAAGGGAGACACUGUUUAGCUUUGUAUAAACUUUCAGUUUUGCUUUGCAAUCUGCUGAACCAUAAAAAUUCUUUUCUGCAACAUGUUACUAUGUAUGUGUCCCUUGAGGCAUUGUGUGUAAAGGAAGGAAUGCUUUACCAGUUCUCCUUGGUUUUGUUUAUCUGUUUAAACUAGCUUUGAAGUAUUAUACAAUAAUUGAAAUGAAAAGUUUAUUCUAAAAGCUAAAUUGAAAUAAAGAUAGGAUUUUCAAAUAUUUAAAAAUUAUUUCCAUGAAGGAAUAUUGAUCUCCAGUAAAUUUUAGUGUUGGCUUAUUCUUCCAUUUUGGAAUUAUGUAGUUGUGUAAGUAGGUUUUACAAAAAUCAUUUUUAAAAAAGCACCAGUGUAUAGUUCAGCAUAAACUGUAAAUUUAAAAGAAGAUGCAUUUAAGUUUAUAAUCAUUUUUGAGUAAAUAGUGCUCAGUGGACUGGAAAAUUUUAAUAGGACAGUGUCUACAGUUUUGUGAUUGUUAAUUUGGUUAAACUGACAUUUUAUAUUAUUUAAGUAAGGUAUCAUUUUUAUUACUUUUCAUAUAAAUGAAGGUAAUCCAUACAUUGUAGAGUCUGUAAAAAUAAGUUUUGGACUACAUUUAGUUUUCUAGAUAUUAUAUAAACUUUGAUUCUGAGCACUAGCGCUAGUAGAUACUACCCUCCUGAGCCAGAUCAGGAGUGGCUUACCCACAGUGGAAUAUAUUAAUGCUCCCAACUUGGAGAAAGCGUUGCGGUAGUCGUAGAAGUGAAUAGUCUUGCAGAUCUAUCUAUUUUUAAAAUAGAUUACCUUCCUAAGAAUAAAGUAAAAGGUGAUUUUCUACAUAAUUUUUGCUUUUUAAAAUUGAUGGUAUCUGGCCACAUAUAAAUAAGAAGAAAAAAAGAUGAUGUAGACUUGGAAACUAAAGUUAUGAUUAUACUAUUUCCCCCUCUUACCGUAAAGCAUUGAUUGUACCAGAACUACCUUUGUUAGUGAAUGAAGCUUUUUUUUCCCUUGCACAACUUUUGGAAAAUGGAUAUGACGAACAUAAUCAGUUCUACUAACCAAAGCUUUAUUUGGAAAUUUACUUUUUGUACAAAUGGAAUUAUAUAAUGCUUGAAAUAUUUUAAGUCACUUUAUAAGCAAAAUGUAUAGCACUUGUUUAUACUGUAAACUAUGUGUUAAAUGCCUUUAUCAAUUUAAGAAUAAAGAUAGUUACUAAU
Messenger RNA from Phyllostomus hastatus (greater spear-nosed bat), 3433 nucleotides. It is a transcript of the gene FBXL3, whose product is annotated as F-box and leucine rich repeat protein 3. Gene Ontology annotation, cellular component: cytosol; nucleus; SCF ubiquitin ligase complex. The coding region runs from base 282 to 1568 and encodes 428 amino acids. Gene Ontology annotation, biological process: G2/M transition of mitotic cell cycle; regulation of cell cycle; entrainment of circadian clock by photoperiod. The record is from RefSeq and is a predicted model, not a curated record. Gene Ontology annotation, molecular function: protein binding. NCBI's taxonomy places the organism in Eukaryota, Metazoa, Chordata, Mammalia, Chiroptera, Phyllostomidae. The transcript is spliced from 5 exons.